Molecule: messenger RNA, 1838 nt
Organism: Eruca vesicaria subsp. sativa (arugula)
Lineage: Eukaryota; Viridiplantae; Streptophyta; Magnoliopsida; Brassicales; Brassicaceae
Source: the annotation of a GenBank genome assembly
AUGGAAGAAAGCAACAACUCAAGCGUGGUGGAUUUCCCUGAAAACUUUAUAGACCAACUCUUGUGGGAGGACUGCAGGGAAGAAGGGGAUGCAUCGCUAUGGUCAACAUUAGGGUUGAAGGAGAGGGUGACUUGCGCCAUGGGGCACCUGCAAGAGAUGAUGGGAGGAGAGAAAGAGUUGCUGAUUCAGCUGUGGGUUCCUGUGGAGAGAGGGAGGAGAAGAGUGCUAAGCACGGAAGAGCAGCCUUACUCGCUCUCCCAGAGCCAGAGCUUGGCCCUCUACCGAGACAUCUCAGCAGGCUACAGCUUUGCAGCAGAGGUUGGAUCUGACCAGCUAGUGGGACUCCCUGGGCGUGUGUUCCUGAAUAGGAGGCCUGAGUGGACCCCAGAUGUUCGCUUCCUCAGGAGUGAGGAGUAUCUUCGCAUCGGAUACGCCCACAGGUAUCAGGUUCGAGCCUCCCUCGCUCUUCCACUCUUCCAAGGGCCUUCUGGUAACUGCUUGGGGGUGUUGGAGAUGGUCACCACUCACCCCAGCUUGGAGUAUGGCUCCCAACUUCACACCAUCUGCCAUGCUCUUCAGGCCUUUGAUCUCUGGAGUUCAGAAACCUCCAUCGUCCCAACCUCUCUCAAGCCUCACUCCGACGACCCUGACGGUUUUAAUCAGAGGCCGAUCAUUGAUUCCCUAGCCUCCCAACUCAGCCUACGCUUCCAGAGCUCACCGCAUCUGAUGGUAGACGAUCAACUCGAAGAAGAAGUCAAGGACACACACACAACAGAUCACUCUAGCGAACAGCUUGUAGCAGAGGACUCAUCACCGUGGAUGUCACGCAUGUCCCCCAAGUCUGUCUCUUGGGAGAUGAAGCUGGGUGAAGGAGUGAUAGAACCUUCUUUGUCUUCUUCUUCUUUGGAAAGCAGAAAGCGAAAAACAAGGGCUGAAAAGGAUAUCACUCUUGAUAAUCUCAGACAACACUUUGCUGGCAGCCUCAAGGACGCUGCUAAAAACAUUGGUGUAUGUCCAACGACCUUGAAGAGGAUAUGCAGACAACACGGAAUCUCAAGGUGGCCAUCGAGAAAGAUCAAGAAAGUAGGACAUUCUCUUCGUAAACUGAAGGUGGUGAUGGACUCUGUUGAAGGAGUUCAAGGUUCUCUCCAUCUAGCCUCCUUCUACUCAAGCUUCCCUCAACUUUCUUUACCUUUGCUUGAUCCUAAACCCAAAACUGUCCAUUUUCCCGCGAAGUCACCGCCUUCUUCUUCAUCAGGUUCAAGCACAUGUUGCUCCUCCGAAGAGAAACAGCUAGGUGGCUUCCACCAACCAGCUCAGCUUCUUACCUUAAGCAGCCUGAAGAAGGAUGAGCAGAGGGCAGUUCGUGGGACCUCAUCCCUACCCCCAUUGCCAUCCGCAAGGAAAGCAAAGGAGGAUGGAAUGAAAGUGAAUGUUGUGUUUGGUGAUUCCAAGAUGAGGAUGAGCCUGAAACACCACUGGGGUAUUGCAGACCUGAGAAGAGAGAUAGCAAAGGGGUUUGGGAUGGAUGGUGAUGCUUUGACAAGUAACUUCAGUCUCAAGUAUAUGGACGAUGAUGAAGAGUGGGUUCUGUUGACGUGCGACGCUGAUCUUGAGGAGUGCAUCCAAGUCUACAAGUCCUCUCUUUAUAAAGAGACCGUCAGAAUAUCUGUCUCUUCCUUGCUUUGAUAUUUUUUUUUUUUUAAAGUAAAUCUUAAACCCUCUUGAUGGCCAAUUCCAUCUAAUUACUUUGGCUUGGUUUGCUGAUCUUUUUUUGUUUGCAUAUUCCGUUUGAACAAAAUGUAUUAAUUAGUUGUUGGCAUCUUGUAAUCUUCUGG